GGCGUGAAAAGAAAGAGACGACCCGAGGCGAGGAGAACCACGAAAACACAGCCAAUAUGUCUAAUUCUUCCAAUAAAUUUAGCGCAUACACGAUGUCACAGCUCAACGAAUUGCUGGAUGACGACGAGAAACUCACAAAAAUUGUACACGAAAUGGAAGAGAUGCAGGAGGUCCAGCAGAACAAGGAGAUGACACUGGCCAGUAACCGGAACCUGGCAGAGCAGAACCUGGCCCUGCAGCCCAGUUUGGAACACAGGAAGGAUCAGCUCACCAAGCAGUACAGCUGUCUUCAGGAAAGCUUUGAGGCCUAUCAGCUCCGCAAGUCCACCCUAGAUCACAAGUCAGGAAACACCUCCCUGGACACUUUGCUGGCCCUGCUGCAGGCAGAGGGAGCUAAAAUAGAAGAGGAGACAGAGAACAUGGCUGACUCCUUCCUGGAUGGUGACGUGACCCUGGAUACAUUCAUCGACACAUACCAGAGCAAGAGGAAGCUGGCUCACCUGAGAAGAGUGAAGAUUGAAAAGCUGCAGGAGAUGGUGCUGAAGGGCCAACGGCUCCCCCAGGCUCCGCCCUCGAGUUCCCGCUCUCAGGACAUGUCAGCAGCCAGACCAUCACCCCUCUUCACUGAGGCCAGUGGCAGUAGCUCUCCUCUCCCUCAGCCCAGGAGAAAACCCCCACCUCCUCCAUCACAGCCAGUCCUCACUCCAGCUCCAGCUGCUGCUCCAGCACCACAGCCUGCUGUCUUCUACACUUCAGCGCCAUACCCCCCCAUUCCUCCUAGAGCAAGCCAGCACUACCCCAGUGUCCCCUCUAGCUACCCCAACCCUUUCUUGUCCCAGUAUCCUCCUGCUCUGCCCCAGAGGCCUCCCCCUCGCAUGGCCCCACAGCCUGGCUUUAUCAUGCAAUAAAAACAGGUGCUGAACAGAGGUGGACUUACACUGGAACACCUUUGGAACUCCUCUGGGACUCUUACUGUGUCAGCCUUCUUGGAAUAAGACGUAUCACAGUACAUGAAGGUGAACCUACACCGGCUGGUCUGGUCAUGUUCAUUGACACAGAUCUUCAACGUAUCUGUGGAUCUGUGCUUGCCUCCUCACAACACUCCUGUCAACAUUGCAACAAAAACGACUUGACUAGACCAGUCUGAUAGCGCUAGCCUGAAUCCCUUCAGUGUAAGGGCUAAUGGUAGGCUGUAGUGUGUCUAUUGGAUCACUACUAGUCUGGGACUUGCCAUCCCACCAGAGCCAUCUAUCUGCACUUUUGUCUUCAGGCAGUGCCCUCAGCUGUGCAUGCCCAAUAGUUUUCAGUCUUUCCCAUCCCUCCAGUCACAGGGACAGUGCAUGUUCCUCUGACAGUGCUGUUUAUGGAAGACCACAGUCAUUAAAAAUAAUUGGUCAUUUUUUGCAACUACAGCUUAGUAAUUAUAUCUUAAAGUAUAUGCAAGUAACAUGAGACCUUAACUACUGUGCAGUUUUGACACAUUUCCCAGAAUAUGUUCAAGCAAAACUGCAUAUAUACGGCUUUUGAUUUUCAAAAUCCACCCGGUACAUAAAAAUAUUUUAAUUUCAGUAACAUGAUACUUUAGAGAACUAAUGGAGUUUUGUGAAUAAUUCCCAGGAUAGACCAAUUAACAUUGCUCUGUGUACAGAAGUGUAACUUAAUAUUUGGUCAUGUCUACAGAGAAUGCACACCUGGUUGACAAUUAUUGGUGUCCCUCAGGGCAGAUGGUUAUGUUGAGGAGAGCACAGCUUGGGGUGUUGAGGAAGAGGGCUAGUGGUAUUAGAAAGAUCGAAAUAUGUUUAACAUAAAACUAGGCCUUUGGAGCCUUACCCAAAAUGAAGGAUUUAUGUAUUGCCAUGCACAACACUUCUGCCAUGUGUUGUUCUUGUUGUAAUGCAGCUCUCCUUUUGAUGUCCAUUGUCUUCAACAUCCUUGGUCUAUAUUGGGAAAUAGUGCUAACAAUUGUUUGGCAUUACUGAUCAUACGUUUUGAAUAUGUUAUAUUUCCUAUCACAUUGACUGAGCACCAAAGACUCCCUGUGCCAUUCUCUGUGAGAUGUCUUUUGUUUAAAAAUGUAAAUGCAACAUUUGAUGAGAAAAUUACCAUGAACAUUGUCCGCACAAACAUGCGAUGGGAAAUAUAUGGUCAGUCAUUCCAGCUAUGUAUGAAUGGAAUGGUUUCAUGUUGACAUUCAUGUAAAGCAGCCACAAAGCAGAAAGGAGCUGGGAAAUUACUUAUUCAAAAACAAUAAUUGUAAACAUGCAAGCCUGACCUCACAAAAAGAGCAACUUGCAAGAUCUUCAGACUUGGGGAAGAAACUCUUUCUGGUGCAAUUCGGAAAAAAAGACUGCUGUUGUUGUGCACUGUUGAAGAGCCGUGAGUGCCUACUCUUGAACUGACGCUCGCACUGUCAGGGCAGGCAUCUUGCUGACUACACCAUGAUUCUCCAUUUGUGUACAGUUCACAGACUUGGUCUGACAACUCUGACACCCUCUCCCCUAUUAUAGCCCCAAUGUUAAUAGGCUACCCCUUAUAGUGGGCUACUAUGAUCUUUUUGGGUUUUUUUUUUAUAACUUUGACAAAAUGUCAAGAAGUAGGAUAGACAUGUACUGACUGUCAGUCUGUCAUGUUCUGCAUUUUUCACUAACAUUAUAGGGCUCAAGGCCAUAGUAGACUGCUGUUGAACAUGUGCCAGACAUGUCUUCGGGCCAUGUGCCUGCUGGUACUUCUGGUACUCUUCUCCAUUCUUUCUACAAAAAUAGAGGGAUGUCUGAAGUGGCUUUGGACAUCCAUGCAUGUAGGAAAAUUGGCUGGGUUUUUUUCUUCUAGUUUUACUUUUUAAGGCUCCAAUUUUGCCUUUCAUAUCAGUGAUAGUGUCCCUCAUGGAAAGAAGUGGACCACAAAAUGGUUAAAGUGUUUUUGUCGGCAAGUUGUCCUGCAAAACUAGGCUAAAAUAUCAAGGUUUUGAUUAACCAGCAUUUCUAACAACUAACAAAUUCUUGUGUGCAUGGCCUUUAUGUUAAAUCUGGGGAUAUCUUUAUUUCAGCUGGUGAGUUUAUUUUUUGUUUGAACUGAUUCUCUGUAUUCAUAGUUUUAUGUGGUUGGUGACAUUUUCAGUGUAAUGUAGGUAUUUACAUAUUACAAUGAAUGUUUAAGUGGCGUUUAAGGCUAUUUUAAAGUUCAAUAAAUCUUGAGUUUUUGU
Molecule: messenger RNA, 3202 nt
Organism: Lampris incognitus (smalleye Pacific opah)
Lineage: Eukaryota; Metazoa; Chordata; Actinopteri; Lampriformes; Lampridae
Gene: vps37ba
Product: VPS37B subunit of ESCRT-I a
Exons: 4
Coding region: 57-908 (283 amino acids)
Biological process (GO): ubiquitin-dependent protein catabolic process via the multivesicular body sorting pathway; protein targeting to membrane; protein targeting to vacuole
Cellular component (GO): ESCRT I complex
Source: RefSeq, a predicted model, not a curated record